AUGAAUUAUGCAUCGUGGAUCGAGGAGGAGAAGCUCAAGAAAACGUUCAUAUGCGCUACGCUAGCCUCCACGCUUAUCGGAACGUUCGCGGCUGGCAUGGGCCUUUAUGACAAAGUUGAAGACAAACGUUCACAACGCAAGCAGCGAGCGCAGGAUGUGAAGCAAGAUGGCGAGAUUAAGAAGCUCAAGGAGUCGUUCGAGACGGCGCGAAAGGAUGCUGAUGGGCGGCAGAAAGAAAUUGACCAAAUGAAGAGCGGCGGCGGAGGAGGUGGAGGAGGAGGAGGAGGAGGAGGAUGGGGCCGCGACGAAAAUGUCGCCGAUAACUUUGGGAGGAACGCUGCCAUGGUGCAGAGAGUGUACGAUGAUGGGUUUGGCCGACUGGGGAAUCGGUUUGCCCAGGGAGACACAAUCACAGAAAACCAACUCCAAGCGCAGAUCAUCUCCCUGCAACAAACCGUCAUAACAGUCCUGCAAGACGCUCUCGCAAACGACCGCCAAUUAACUCGAGCCGACAUGUCCAAGCUCAUCGCAGCCUCCAACUCCGCACGCGACGGCUCCCUCGACGCCCUCAAACAAGCCCAAUUCCGCAUCUCACCAGGCUCCGCACGCGCCCCAUCACCCCAGCGAUCUAUCGCCCCACCAAGAAGUCUUGCUAUUGAAGCCCCAGACCAGCUAUUCUGCCGCUACAGUCUCGACCUCCAAUACACACCCCACAAGCCUCUCGCUGCAACCUUCGCACCCGGCGGCUCAUGUCAGUGUCCCGCUUGCGGCAUGCAGCUCGACGUCACAGCGAGCGAUUUCUGGAUCAUCGGGAAACGCAUGCCGCAAACGCAUCCUCACUUCGAGCCCGAGACACGGGAGUUCCGCCUCGGACAGCGCUUUGCAUUGAAAUGCCACACUCCUGAUGGAGAGUAUGCGUGUGUGAUUUGCAGUCGCGGUCGGGACGUGGAUGCGAUUUGCCGGACUGCGGAGGCGCUGGUCAAGCAUGUGGGCGGGUAUCACGAGGUGGAGGAGUUGGAGCGGGAGGUGGAUUUGAGGGAGUUCGCUGUGGAGGCAAGGAGGGGGAGUGUGGUAGAUGCGAGGAGGGUGAGUAUGCCCGCCAUGUCGUUGAGGGCGCCGAGUCCACCGGGAGGGUGGAGAGAAGAGAUUGAGGUCAGAGAGUAUCGGGGAUGA
This is a messenger RNA of Dothidotthia symphoricarpi CBS 119687, 1173 nucleotides long. RefSeq lists its product as uncharacterized. The record is from RefSeq and is a predicted model, not a curated record. Lineage: Eukaryota; Fungi; Ascomycota; Dothideomycetes; Pleosporales; Dothidotthiaceae. Bases 1 to 1173 code for a protein of 390 amino acids. The transcript has 3 exons.